Messenger RNA from Yamadazyma tenuis ATCC 10573, 870 nucleotides. RefSeq lists its product as uncharacterized. The record is from RefSeq and is a predicted model, not a curated record. Lineage: Eukaryota; Fungi; Ascomycota; Pichiomycetes; Serinales; Debaryomycetaceae.
AUGGAAACAGCCCAUAUGAUACUUUCCAGUAAUUUUGGCAACCCUUUCAAUAGCAGACCCUCACCCACUUUUGCCUUUGAGAACCAGGUGUUUCCUUUCGCAGACAAGUACGUUAUAUGUGGAGAUUUGAAUAUCGACACCUGUGAAGCCAGGAUAGAAUCGUUCGAGUUGAAGUUGAACCAACACGUUCGUCAGACCAUCUACACAAUGGCAGGACCGGGAUACAAAGUGCGAGAAGUGUGUAACACUACUUCGCAGAUGGUGAACCUUGACUACAGUAAACUUGAAGGUACCUAUAAAAUCCCCUUUUUUUUCAUCUGUGAUAUGCCGACCACCAAGAGUGAACAUUUCAGCCAGUAUUACGAGUUGGAAAUGAUUUUAGUGACCCCUCGGCGAAAGUACAAUGUUAAGGAGUUGGUGAAUGUACGGAAACAAACUCGUCCACAAACCCUCUCGAUCACCGCAAAUUUUCACAAGCAAGAAUUCGUGCUAACAACUCCUAAACUGUUCUACAAAAAUCAGACAAAUGUCGUCCGAUUUGAGUACCCCGGGGAGGUGUAUGUGUGUGUGUUUGUGGUGGAGCGGAUCUCUGUAUCGGUGACCAAUGGAGAAAACUACAGUGUUUCUGCCCGCAAAAAAGUGUACGAUGGGACCAAAAGAGAAGUCAGCAUUCCAGGAAAAGUUCUUAAACAGAUGAGUUCAGGAUAUGUCUCGAAGCUUGCAUGCUGCGAACACCAACUCGAAGUGAAAGUCAGCGUUUCUGGAAAGAUUUGGACUGUUAAAUUGUCCAUUGACGUGGAAGCAGAAAAACCGGCGUCAUUUCCUCCAACAUAUACUGACAUAGAGGAGCUUCCACGUUACGAGCGGUAA